This is a messenger RNA of Rhagoletis zephyria (snowberry fruit fly), 1804 nucleotides long. RefSeq names its product mitochondrial folate transporter/carrier. Gene Ontology annotation, biological process: transmembrane transport; nucleotide transport. The record is from RefSeq and is a predicted model, not a curated record. Lineage: Eukaryota; Metazoa; Arthropoda; Insecta; Diptera; Tephritidae.
ACUAUCCUUUUUUUUUUGGCAAUUUUACAGUAAACGAUGGACGCACAACUACAGUGCCACAAUAUAGCAGUCUGAGCAGCGCAUUCUCGACUAUUUUCCGACAGGAAGGUUUUCGUGGACUCUACAAAGGUGUUACACCCAAUAUCUGGGGCUCAGGUUCCGCUUGGGGGUUCUAUUUCAUGUUCUACAACACAAUAAAGACCUUCAUACAGGGCGGUAAUACGACCCAGCCAUUGGGACCGACAUUGCACAUGUUGGCCGCGGCUGAGUCUGGUGUGCUCACUCUGAUACUUACAAACCCCAUUUGGGUGGUAAAGACGCGUUUGUGUUUACAAUAUGGCGCCGAGGCUUCAGGCAAUAAGGCGUCGGAAUAUCGCGGUAUGGUGCAUGCGCUGGCGCAGAUCUACCGUAAGGAGGGCAUUCGUGGUUUGUAUAGGGGCUUCAUUCCCGGCAUGUUUGGCGUGUCACAUGGAGCUUUGCAGUUUAUGACCUAUGAAGAGAUGAAGAACUACUAUAAUACAUAUCGUAAAUUGCCGAUCGACACCAAAUUGGCCACAACUGAGUAUUUGGCAUUCGCUGCCAUAUCGAAGCUCAUCGCUGCUGCAGCAACAUAUCCCUAUCAGGUGAUACGUGCACGCCUGCAGGAUCAUCAUCUCAACUAUACAGGUUCAUGGGAUUGCAUUAAGCAAACAUGGAGGUACGAACAUAUGCGUGGUUUUUAUAAAGGCCUAGUACCAUAUUUAGUACAUGUCACACCGAAUAUUUGUAUGGUCAUGCUCAUUUGGGAGAAACUGACCAAUUAGAAAUAGACAAAAAAAAAGAAAGAAAUAAUAAAAUGAGGCAAAUCGCUGAAAAUGCACACAGCAAGCAAGUUAGUAAGCAUACGAUACGAAUAGUAAGGGUAUGCAGCAAUUUUCCACAAAGCAAAUAUGCAAAUUUUACUAAUUACUUACAUACACGCAUAAACAUAAAGUCGAAUAUUCAAGAAGAAAAUUUCCAUUAUAGAUAUAUGUAUAUGUAUGCCGAAUAAACAAGCAGCAUUUUAUUAACAAAUUUGUCUAAAUAAUUGUGCUCGUAAGUGUGUAGUAUUGAUGUUAAUUAAAAGAAAGUAGAAAAUGAAAUAGUAAAAUACAUUAUAUGACGCCAGCUGUUAGCUGUAAGAAAACAAAAUAAUUUUCAAUUAUGAGGCAGUGAAAAUGCGCUGCAGUACAUGUGUAUUCAAUUGAAAAUGGAAGAAGCUAAAGUAGGUAGUAGCAAUAUACAAUUUAUAUGAAUGAAGUUGUAUCAAUUACAUUCUAUGUAAAAAUUUAUAGAAGAUGAGAAGAGUAUGUAGCUGCUGCGUUUUUUAGUUUAAUAUAUUUUCUUGUUUUUUGUUGAAAUUUAUUUUUGUAUUUUAACUAAACACUAUAUUAAUACAUUACUAGUUUUAUUUUCUUUUAACUUCGCCUUUUACACUCUCGAUUUUUUGUAACUGUUUACUUCACAUAAAUUUAAGUUAAAUAUUCCACUAGUUAAUAGUGAUACAUAAUUUCCGCAUUUAGCUAGUAAGUCUUUCCAUUUUGGCAUACAAAAAAGAAACAUUCUACUUCUUUCAUCCUUCUGUCCGCCAAAUUGUACAACUUAAAUAAAUUUAGUCUACCUAACAAUAUUAUGUCUAUGUAUAAAACAAUAAAAUCGCAUUAGUCUUUUGAAAGUUGCACUGAAUUUAUAACAAUUAAGCAGCUUAAAAUCCUUUUUGUAAAAUUGUAUCGAAAGAAAAUGUAUGAGUUCUAAAAAUGUGAUAGAAAGAUUCGCAAAAAUUAAA